Molecule: messenger RNA, 512 nt
Organism: Paramecium sonneborni
Lineage: Eukaryota; Ciliophora; Oligohymenophorea; Peniculida; Parameciidae
Source: the annotation of a GenBank genome assembly
AUGAAAAAUAAAACUCAAACUCAAAUUGAAACUAGAUUUAUCGAUUUAAAUAUAAUAUUUAAUAGUCAACCUUGGAAUGAAGAAGAAGAUAAUAAAUUACUUUAUUUAUUUGAUUAAUAUGGAACAAAGUGGAACUAAAUAGCAAAAUUAAUGAAAGAUCGAUCUGUAAAGAAAUAUGAUUUAAUUUUUAGGAAAUAGAGGUAAAGUAUAGAUAUUAUACAAAGCAUAAAAUUUCAGAUUACCCAACCCCAAACCCAACCCCAACCCCAACCCCAAACCCAAACCCAAACCCCAACCCAAACCCAAACCCAAACCCAAACCCUGUUUUAAGUUAAUUCUUGACUUAAAAUUACAUUUUAAUUUUAUUCAUUUUAAAAAUAAUAAUAUUUAUAUUUGAUUAACUUUAAUUAAUAUAUUUUAAUUCUGAUAAAUACUUUUUAACAUAUAAUAAAAAUUUAUAUGUUAUCUAUCAAACAAAUUUAAAAUUAUCAUUUUCACAUAAAUAUUAUUGA